AUGUUGGCAAGGUCUUGCCUGCGCUCUACGCGCAUUUUCAACGGCGCCAGAAAUGGCGCGACCGCCUUCACUAAGCGGUCCAUCUCCACAUCUGGUGCCGGAGUCGAAUCCCCUCUGAAACUAAAUGUAACUGCCGCCGCUUCCACAGCUCUCGCUAUCGGAUCCGUGGCAUGGUAUUACCAUCUCUAUGGAUCUACUGCGCAUGCCAUGACGCCCGCCGAGGAAGGUCUGCACCCGACGGCAUACCCAUGGGUUCACCAGCAGUGGUUCAAGACCUUUGACCACCAGGCACUUCGUCGAGGUUUCCAAGUCUACCAAGAAGUUUGCGCGGCAUGCCAUUCGCUUAGCCGAGUUCCUUACCGAACACUUGUUGGAACUGUCCUAACAGUAGAUGAGGCGAAGGAAUUGGCGGAACAGAACGAGUACGACACCGAGCCUAACGAUGAGGGUGAAAUCGAGAAGCGACCCGGAAAGCUUUCGGAUUACAUCCCAGCUCCGUACAAGAACGACGAGGCUGCUCGAGCUGCCAACAAUGGCGCCCUUCCUCCUGAUCUAAGUUUAAUUGUCAAGGGCCGACAUGGUGGCUGUGACUACAUUUUCAGCUUACUGACCGGAUACCCUGACGAGCCGCCGGCGGGCGCUCAGGUCGGCGCCGGUCUCAACUUCAACCCUUACUUCCCGGGCACCGGUAUUGCUAUGGCCCGUGUCCUAUACGAUGGUCUUGUGGAGUAUGAGGAUGAGACCCCUGCGUCUACCUCGCAGAUGGCCAAGGAUGUGACAGAGUUUUUGAACUGGGCGGCGGAACCUGAGAUGGAUGACCGAAAACGAAUGGGCAUGAAGGUGUUGACUGUUACCGCAGUCCUAUUCGCUCUAAGUGUCUGGGUUAAGCGAUACAAGUGGGCAACGCUCAAGUCGAGGAAGAUCGCCUACGACCCACCAAAGGUAACCGACAAGGUCCGCUCGUAUUUCAUUGGUGCUAUUGAUCAGAUGGCGUACGAUCAUUUAACCAAGACGGACGAUGAGGCUCGUAACCAGCUAGCUCUCGAUUAUACAUAUGGCUUUGACACUUCCAGUAAAUCUCAAGAGUGGUACCUCGGAGACAUAAUAGUGAACAGAUGGGCGCCUGAGGACGAAAUCAAACACUUCACUCGCCACAGCCUGAUGCGUGGCUAUGAAGAGUGGCAUUUGAUGUUCUCUUGUGCCAACACUUUGAAAGAAUCGAAAGAAGCCUCUUCUUUCAAUGACCCCCUCGAGGGACAAGACCUUCUUACCUUUCUCACCGAGGUCCUCUCCCCACGCUCUGGCCCUCUAGAUGAUGACAUCAGCAGACAGAAGUCGAAUCUUCAUCUUCAUACUUCAGAUGUUGCACAAGAACCCCAAUCUCCCCAACCAAGCACGAAACCAGGGAAAAGGAAGAGAGAUGCAUCUCACGAACAGACAUAUCUAGAACAGCCCACCAAGAAGCACGGAAUGAACAAGACAUCGCCAUUCUGGUCCGCAAAUAACCCAGAUUCUUCCCUUCAGAAAUUCCACCAGUCAGCGGAUGACAAGGAGUCUAAAAGUGGGAAGAAGAAAAGUGGAAAGAGCUCAAGGAGAAAGGGAGACAGAAAAGCUAGAGAGUCACUGCCCGGAUUUAUCAGUACACCUCUAGCUGAGAGCCCAGUUCUUCAAGAAGUCCCCAAAGUUCGCCGCAGCCAAGACAAUAUCUCUAUAUCGAUGGAAUCCUAUGAUGCCGAACAGGAGAUAAAUCCUCCGUUACUUCUUAAGGAUCUUAGAAUCUCUUUAAAAGCUACGUUGAGCUUAAGCGAAUCGGAUGAAAAUGAGGAUCCAGAAAUCAACGGCGCAACAUCUCAUGAGAGAUAUAACAGGUCUCCUCAACCAGUAGCAAAAUGUAUAACUCCAAAACGCAAAACUAAGUCCCCUUACUUUGACACAAUGGACACGCUCAGCCCGCUCAAGAUAAAAUAUCCCCGACCUCCUCGAGGAACAGUUCCUUGCGUACCUUUUCCACGCUUAGACGCCUCCAAUUUCGGCUUGAUUCAAGAAGACCUCGCAUCCGAUCCUCUUCGUUUGCUUAUUGCAGUGACCUUUCUGAUACGAGUAAAGGGGAAGUAUUCAAUACCCGUGUUCCACGAUCUCGUAAAAAGGUAUCCAACACCGAGACAUCUAGCAGAAGCAGACACAAACGAUAUAAUAGCAAUGAUUAGACACCUCGGUCUUUCUGCGAUUCGGGCUACUGCAAUCCAGAAAUAUGCGCGAAUAUGGAUAGAGAACCCACCUCGAGCUGACAUUCGAUAUGGGGUGAAGAAUUAUCCACAGCUAGGUGACGGUACCGACGUCCGGACUACAGAAACGUUAAGUCCUGACGAUCCUAGGUCGUCGGCUUGGGAAAUUGGCCAUAUGACACAAGGUCGGUAUGCUAUAGACAGCUGGAGAAUAUUCUGCAGGGAUGUCCUUCUCGGCCGUGCAGAAGACUGGAGAGGCAAGGGGCGUGAAGGAGAAUUCCAACCUGAGUGGAUGCGAGUGUUGCCGGAAGAUAAGGAACUCCGUGCUUGUCUUAGGUGGUUAUGGAUGCAGGAGGGCUACGCGUGGGAUCCGAAAACAGGAGAGAAGAAUAUCCUCCCGGAAGACUUGCGAAGGGCGGUUAAUGAGGGUCGAGUUGCAUAUGAUGACGCUGGCGAGCUGCAAAUAUUGGACAAGGAGGCACUUAUAUGUAAUGGUGCCCUUUAA
This is a messenger RNA of Daldinia childiae, 2730 nucleotides long. Its product is annotated as Cytochrome c1, heme protein, mitochondrial. Gene Ontology annotation, molecular function: heme binding; electron transfer activity. The record is from RefSeq and is a predicted model, not a curated record. Gene Ontology annotation, biological process: mitochondrial electron transport, ubiquinol to cytochrome c; DNA repair. NCBI's taxonomy places the organism in Eukaryota, Fungi, Ascomycota, Sordariomycetes, Xylariales, Hypoxylaceae. The transcript is spliced from 6 exons. Bases 1 to 2730 code for a protein of 909 amino acids.